AGUCAACAGUCCUUCUAUAUUGUCAUUGGUAGAAUGUUACUCUUGGUAACAACCAAUAAUAUAUAUUUUAAUUAAUUACUAGAUAUAUAUUUAAAAAAAAUAUAUAAUAAUAACAUAAUAAAAUUUUUAUACAAAUAUAUAUACAUAUAAUAAAUUGAAAUUUAUUAUAUAUGUAUAUAUAACGUAUAUCUAAAAUAUAAAAAUAACCAAUGAAAAAAUAGUACGCAAUAAGAUUUUGGACCUAUAAUUUUUUACCUUUAAUUUUAAAAAGAAUCAUUGGUUAUAUCAUUGGUUAUAAUAUUCUUUGUAUAUAUAUUAUGAAUUAUAUUCAAUUUUCAUGAUGUGUGGUAUUUUAUAAUUCAUUAUUUUGUUAAAAUUUUUAUAUAAUUUUUAUGUAAUUAUUCAUCUGUUCUUUAAAGUUGUUUCGUAAAAUAAUUUUGGUGCAAAUGAGUACGGAAUCAGAUGAAUAUCGUGAAAUCGAUAUUAAAAUUGAAAUUCAAAAAACAUUGAUUUCUAUUAACAAUACAACAUUAAAAAUAAAAAAUGAAUUGGACAUAAUUAAUGAUCUUAUAAAAAAGAAUGGACAACUUCAUAUAGCUGUAAUUGAUGCAAACAAGACAUUAACUACAAUAGCCCAAAACAUGAACAUAAAUGUUAAUAAUAUUUUAAAUAAUGAUGAAAGUGAAAGUGAAUUCCAAUUUAAUUUAAAUAAUCUAUCUUCUGCUGCUUUUAAAGAAAAAUUACUAGCAUAUUCAAAUAACAUGUAAUUUUUAAUUUUAUUAAUAAAUAUUUUGUAUAUUUA
This is a messenger RNA of Apis cerana (Asiatic honeybee), 802 nucleotides long. RefSeq lists its product as uncharacterized. Lineage: Eukaryota; Metazoa; Arthropoda; Insecta; Hymenoptera; Apidae. The record is from RefSeq and is a predicted model, not a curated record.